CAGGUGCAGGCAUAUUUUAGUGAUUAUAUAGCAGGCAUAUAUGGUUCAUUUGGCUAAUUUGUGAAGCCAGCCAACACAUCUUUUCAAACUGCUGCUCACUCUGUAUCACAGGGCAGCAUAACACACUUGGACGAAAGAGCUAUCUACUGUCUUCUGCAUACCUGAACUUGCAGACACCUACGAUUGGCUCGUGUCACUGUGAUUGGCAGGGCAGAGGGAGUAUGCCAUCCCUCCCACCCAGAGAGCAUAACCAAUUUUGCUCUCUAGGCUCCCAGCCAUGGAUGGCUGUGGUAUUGUUAGGAAUUCAAACGCUCAAGCUCUCGACAAUAUGGUGAAUGCUUUUCUGUUGUGCCAUGCAGGAGCACAGCCAAUAAGCAAUCUUUUUCUUUUUUAUUUGCUGUUUUUGCCCAGUUGCCUUUUUUUUUGCCCAAAAAAUUGACAUUCCCACGUUUUGAAAUCCCUCUGUGCAAUGACAUUUUCAAAUCCAGUAUGACUCAUAAUUGCGCCACCUAUUGGGACUCCUUUUUUAGCAUAGACACAAGGGUAAUAUGGCAUUUUCCUGACUUAAAGGAACCCAGUUUUGUAGAUGUACAGCCCAAUUCAAUAAUAAAUAGGCCAUUCCACCCAACUGCUAAUUGAAAUACUGACUGUAACAAAUAACUAAGAGCAAACAGCAAAAGCAAAAAAAAAACUAAUUUACCACUGCGCUGUUGAAUUCUUGAAUCUGAUUGGUCAGAAGGUGUUGAUUUUUUUUUGUAACAGCAACUCUGACAAUAAUGUGGGCUGUAAUUCAAAUUACUAUAUUAAUGUGCUUGUUGUAAUACAUUAUGGUUUCUAUAGUAACUGCUCAUUCACAGAGGCUAGAUAAGGAAGAAUGUCUGAUCAUCAAUGUGGUGAAGUUGUCUAUAAGGAAAUGUUUAUUUAACAUUUAUGGAAGGAGUCUCCAGUGUCAAAACUGUGUUACAGUCAAUAAGUUUUCUGCCACAGGAAAGUCUUCACGAUGAGAUGCUGUGUUUUUUUCUCAUCACUCCCACUCCAUCUUUGAUUAUUUUCCUAUAGCACCCCAUUGUAUUUUAUUCCUUACUUAAAUAGCAAAAACUCUAUUGUCAUUAUAGAGAAAGGGAAUUGACUAAUAUUUUCACUACAGAAAAUGUAAUUCUAAUUCAGCCACCUGGUUAUCUCUAUUAUCUCUACAUCAAGUAUUGAUGAAAUAUAUGUAAGCGAUAUCUAAUCAUGGCAUUCUGAAAAAUGUCACUUCAAUAAACCACUGACAAACCCUUGCUCUUUAAAAGGAAUGAGAAGAUUUUGCUUUAAUUGUGUUUAGUUUAUCUUAAACACAUCUUGAUAAUGGAUUCGUUUUUAACUGAGCACUUUUUAGCAAGGUACAGCCUACAUUGAUGGUCACUUAACAAAACGUUAAGAAUACAUAAUGCUAUUUUAUUUUAGUGUUUGCUUUAUGAUCAUGAAAAAUAAACUGUUAUAUGCUUGUAUGCACCACGUUGCUUGGUAGCAUUUUAUUAUUUACACAGGAAUGGCGACACUCCUUACCAUGUGUUAGACUGCGCUCGGUUCUGCCUCUCCUCUCUCCAGAUGGCACUGUCUCUCUGAUCUCUCUCCCGGUGCCACUCUCUUAUGCUUUAUCUACCCACCUCUCUCUGUCUCUGGCUGUCUCUCUCUCUGGAACGGAGGACCAGCACCAGAUGUUGUGGAGUGUGCUAUGGCAGUGGGGUCUAUAGGGGACCAGCUGGGCUCCUAGUGCAGUGGUUGAGCUAAUGAAAAUGGUUGUGCUAGAAGUUUGCUCUAAGCCAGUGGCAUAUGACAGCUGGAGGACCACUCUCUAGGGAAGGUGUGUGUGUGUGUGUGUGUAUGUGUGUAUGUGUGUAGGGAGUCAGACCAGCACCAGUAAACCGUCUGCAUGCAAGCCACCAAACAUUGCACGGCUGCCUUCAUCCUUUCAUUACAAAGAUGGCGUAUCAAGGGUCCUCUCUGGAGAACAGCAACAUUAAUAACAUCGUCACCUUUUAACUUUCACCUCUGAUCUCUCUCCCUGUCUCCCUCUCCCCUCUUUCUCUCUCUCCCGCUCUCUCACUUCAGCUCAUUUUUUCCCCUGCUUUCUAGCCCAUCCUCCCCCUCCAUCACAAAUAACGUUCCACGUGUGAUGCUGACUUAUUUAACAGUGUUGGGUUAGCAGGGCUACAUAUUAAUUUAUUACCGCUCCCUCAAGAGACAAAUGUUACAGAGAUGAUUCUGGUGAAGAGCUGGAGGAGGGGCACGUUUCAACAGAGUCACAGUUUCCCCUCAUUAUGAGGUGUUAACGCCUUGGAAUACAAAGUCGCAAGUGAAAAUCCAGCCUUCUAAAAGCGGAUUAGAGGGUGCAUCUUGGGAGAAGAAAUUGUGUGUGAUUACCACAAUGCAGUGGAACAAUUAUUCACCUGCUGUUACAUGUUCAUCCAAAGUAAAUGCCAGUUUAGUAGAGAUAUUAUGGAAAAUCUGAUCUGUUUUCUUGGCAUUUAUGUUGAGAGCGUCAUGCAGCACAGCAUCGAUCCUGUUUGCAGUCACGCUUUACUGUACACCAUGGGCUUAUAUGUCAGCAAAAUACCAAAUGAUAUUAAUAGUGUUGGAGAAAUGUAUUGGGUCAAAAGCAGCAAAAAAAGUAGCAUGGACUCAAUUAAAAAGCAAGUGACCAUGCUUUUUAAAAGUCAGUAAACUUAUUCAACUGUGAAUGAUUAGUGCAAGACACUACUUGGUAUAUCCACCUUAUUUUCAAGUGCAGAAGCAUGAUUCGACCAAAAUACGUUGGGCCGAAAAAUAGAAUCAAACAUAUACAAAGGCUCCAAAUAUUUACAUCUGUAUCUGCAUUCCGAUUUACAUGUGAAGUAGGCAUGACCUAAAUCAGAUGCUUUUCUUUCUGUCGUUUUUUUAAAUGAAAUGCCAUACCAUUACUAGUUAGAAAUGCCAGCACUGUCAGCGUGGUUUGUGAAUUCUGGCUCUGACAGUUCCUCAACCUCAGCUACAUUACUCGAGUUCAUAAUUAGUCUCAACUAGAGAUGUGUGCAGAAAUAUUUUUUUUUUUAUUAUUAAUCCCUGCUUAAGCAGUUAUUUUAGUUUGUACCUGCCCCUGAUGUUGUAACAAGUUUAGUUGCUACUAAAUAUAAAAUUUAAAAUAUAACCAACUAGUAGCCUAAUGUAAACCUCUGUGACCAGGCAGUUGCUAAUGAAGAAAGAAAAAAAAAUGCAGGCUUCAUAUCUCAGCCUGCUCACUCACGCCCACAUCGAAGUAAAAAACUUCCACUUGUACAAAUUUUUUGGUGCGUCUCACAGGAUCCCGACCCACAUGCACACUUCCAGUCACAAAAAAAAAAAAAAAAAAAAAAAAAAUGUGCGCCUCCUAUUCAUAUCGGUAUUUGUGUCUCUUUAGAAUGCAUUCUGUGUCCAUUCCAAGUAAUAUUUUCAUAUUCAGUCACAUUUUUUAAACGACGUAAUUGCUUUUUAUGUGAUACUUUUAUGAAAUUCUUUAACCGCCUUUUCUAGCAGUAGCAGCAAUGAUCAGGAUAGUGACAAUUAGAAUGUCAGGAUUAGUUUUCCUAAUAUUUACAUAUUUAAAGCAAAUAUAUAAAAAGUCUGCAUUUGGUUGUUUAAGAUCAUUUAAUAUUUUUAGUCUCUGAAUGUGAUUAAUAUUUCAGAACUUUUAUUUUCCUAAUAUAUUUUGGCCCAGUGAGCCUGUUUGAAAAAGGAUCUAAAUAAAUUCAUGGCAUACUGCAUUCUUGUCUGAAAUAUAAAAAUGAACAAAGUAUGUAUCAUAAACAAGAUAUUACAUAUAAGUAGUCACUCUGUUUCCAAAUAACGUCUUAGGUAAGCCAUGUCUGAAUUCGGUUUGUUGCCCUUUUUACUACCCUGCACCCUACUCUAUACAGAAAUGUCUAUAUAGUGAAUAAUGAGGAUGCGAGGAUAUGAUUUCAGACAGAAAUAAUAAUAAGGCUGUGUAUAAGCGGGUAAAGGUAGAAGUAGGAGCACAGGUGGGGUUCACCAAGAGGACGCUCAGCUUCAGAUUUUUUUCAUCUUCCUUUUUCUUUCACCCUUCUUUCUUUUUCAGUCUCAUCUUUUGAUCUUAGACACUUCAGUGGGCUAAGGCAGGCUUGUAUGUGGCCUCCUAGAGAGCAGAUACUGUAAGGUCAGCCACGCGCCACAGCCAGAUGAGAGGAAGAAAGACAGAAGCAGGAAGAAAUCCUGCGUGAUGAUUUCCGGCAGAACCCUCAGGAUGUGGUGAUAGCAGUAGGGGAAUCAGCUACACUGGAGUGUCAGGCUCCUCGGGGCCACCCGGAGCCCACCACCUUCUGGAGGAAGGAUAAAGCUCGACUCGACCUCAAAGACGACAGGAUCACUAUUCGAGGUGGAAAGUUGACCAUCUCCAACACCCGUAAGAGCGAUGGGGGGAUGUACGUGUGUGUGGCAACCAACAUGGUGGGGGAGAGGGAGAGCGAGAUGGCUCAACUCUCUGUGUUUGAGCGGCCUACGUUCGUGCGUAGACCGGUGAACCAGGUGGCACUAGUGGACGAGAGCGUCGAGUUCAGAUGCCAGGUGCAGGGAGAUCCCCCUCCGUCACUGCGCUGGAGGAAGGACGAGGCCGAGAUUCCCCGCACCAGGUACGAGAUGAAAUACGAAAAGGAUGACUUUGUCUUGAGGAUUAAAAAAGUGUCUUCUGGGGACCAGGGAAGCUUCACGUGUGUUGCGGAGAACCGGGUGGGCAAAGUGGAAGCAUCGGCUACACUCACAGUCAGGGAGGCACCCCAGUUUGUUGUGCGGCCCCGGGACCAGAUUGUGAUGCAGGGACGCACCGCUACCUUCCCAUGUGAGGCCAAGGGAAACCCGCAGCCCGCUGUGUUCUGGCAGAGAGAAGGGAGCAAGGUCCUGCUUUUUCCAAAUCAACCUGCUCAGGCAGGAAGUCGCUUCUCAGUGGCUCAGAAUGGAGAUCUGAGCAUCGCUUCGGUCCAGCGCUCAGACGCAGGCUACUACAUCUGCCAGGCUCUCACAGUGGCUGGCAGCAUACUGGCCAAGGCCCAGCUGGAGGUGUCUGAUGCUCUUAAAGACCGCCCACCACCCAUUAUUCAACAUGGGCCGACAAAUCAGACGGUGGCAGUGGGCAGCCUGGCGGUUCUGGGGUGUAGGGCGUCUGGAGAGCCUGAACCCACGGUCACUUGGCUGAAGGACGGAGUGAGUCUGCUGGCUAAUGAGCCUCGAAUGUCCCUGCUGGAGGCAGGCAGUCUGCAGAUCCAGAAUGUUAAGCUCUCAGACUCGGGCCUGUACACCUGCUUGGCCACCAGCUCAAGUGGAGAGACCUCGUGGAGCGCCUUCUUAGACAUCAGAGAGUCUGCCGAGCUCACUGACUCCGUAUCCCACAAUGCCACUGCUCUCCCAGGGCCACCUUCCAAGCCGGAGGUCACUGAUGUCACCAAGAGCAGCGUGUCUCUGUCAUGGCGUCCUGGAUCUGAGGAUGCUUCCCUCAUUUCUGCCUAUGUCAUAGAGGCCUUUGGCCAGCUGGUGAGUAACAGCUGGCAGACUGUAGCUGAUCACGUGAAGGACACGCAGUACACUGUCAGAGAGCUCCGACCGAACACCGUCUACGUCUUCAUCGUCAGAGCGGUGAACGCGCAGGGGGUGGGAGAUCCGAGUGCCAUGUCCGAGCCUGUCCGCACCCAGGACAUCAGUCCAGCUGUGCAGGGCGUAGAUCACCGUCAAGUGCAGAAGGAGCUGGGUGAUGUCAUUGUCACCAUGCACAACCCCAUAGUGCUCAGCUCCACCUCUGUGCGGGUGACGUGGGCGGUUGAGAAACCUUCCCAGUUCAUCCAAGGAUACCGCGUUCUGUACAGGCAAACUUCAGGCCUACCCUCUCCAGGAACCUGGCAGAUCCAGGACCUAAAGGCUCCAUCGGAGCGUGACGUCACUUUACAUGAACUCAAAAAGGGCGUGGUCUAUGAGAUAAAGGUUCGCCCUUUCUUCAACGAGUUCCAGGGGGCAGAUAGCGAAUCCAUCACCGCACGCACUUUGGAAGAAGCCCCCAGUGCUCCUCCACAGCAGGUGACGGUGCUGAUGGUAGGCAGUGAGAACAGCACGUCUAUCAGCAUUUCCUGGGACCCGCCACCCACCGAACACCAGAACGGCAUCAUCCAGGAAUACAAGAUCUGGUGUCUGGGAAAUGAAAGCCGCUUCCAUGUGAACAAGACGGUGGACGCUGCCAUUCGCUCGGUGGUGGUUGGGGGUCUGCAGGCAGGCGUGCAGUACAGAGUGGAGGUGGCAGCAGGCACCAGCGCAGGCGUCGGGGUGAAAAGCGAGCCACAGCCUAUUGUGAUCGGUGCUGAGUUACAGGAUGUGAUGACUGGAGACGAGGGCAACGGCAGCAUCACAGAUGUCUUGAAGCAGCCAGCCUUCAUCGCAGGCUUGGGGGGCGCGUGCUGGAUCGUGCUCAUGGGCUUCAGCGCUUGGCUCUACUGGAGGAGGAAGAAGAGGAAAGGCCUGAGCAACUACGCAGUCCAGUCCUUCACCUUCACCCGUGCAGGUACUGGUCAUUUGUCCCAUCCCUUUCUAACUUCCGACGGGUUUGAUGGCACCGUAGGCAUGACGUUCCAACAUGGAGACAGGGGCCUGAUGGGAAGUGGAAGUCGUCCUGGUCUGUUGAAAGCCGGUGACCCUGGCCUCCCUUGGCUAGCUGACUCCUGGCCAUCCACCAGCCUGCCUGCCAACAGUGGUUUGGGCGCUCCCAAAGACCACACUAACUUUGGCCGUGGAGACGUGCUGCCUGCUGGUGCCGGAGAAAAGACGGGCACCAUGCUGUCGGAUGGUGCUAUCUACAGCAGCAUUGACUUCGCCGGCAAGGCUGGCUACAGCAGCCCAGGCAGAGGAAACCACGCCAGCCCCUAUGCCACCACACAGAUCCUGCAGUCCAACAGCUUCCACGAGCUGGCAGUGGAUCGUCCCGAGCCGCGCUGGAAGGCCUCGCUGCGAGCACAGCAUGAAAUGCCCAGCCUGGGCUACUCACUCACGGAAAACCGUUCCUGUGCCAACGGGGGAAAGAAUGGGAAAAAGAAGAAAUCGAAAGGAGGGGGUAAAACAACAAAGCCUAAUGGCUCCUGCUGGGCCAACCUGCCCCUUCCUCCACCACCCAUGAAUCCUUUACCAGGGACAGAGAUGGACCACUAUGCCCCUGAGCAUCGAUCUGAGGGAGGGUAUGAGAGCGACACCUGGGCUCCGCCCCUCCCUGUUCAGUCAUACCUACACCAGGGCAUGGAGGACGAGCUCGAGGAGGAAGAGCGAGUGCCCACUCCACCCCUGAGGGGUGUGGCUUCAUCUCCAGCAGCUUUGCCCUAUGGCCAGAGUUCCUCUGGCUCAUUGGGGUCCUCGCAUCAUGAGGAAAUGCAGUCUAUGCUCCAGGCCCAUCUGGACGAGCUUACCCGCGCCUACCAAUACGAGGUGGCCAAGCAAAGCUGGCAUCUGAAAAGCAGCUCCCAUCCACCCAAGACCCCUGCCCCUCCCAUGGGCUACGUGUCCAGUACAUUGGGAUCAGACAUCCUGACUGAAGGAGAGGAUGAAGAGGGAGACAGUGAAGGCUAUGAGUUGUCCCGACAGCUGUGUGGGAUAGACUAUUCCCCUGGAUGCAGCCUGGAAACUGUGGAAGGAGCGAUCACAGGACACCCUUACUCUCACCGAACCCAGGCAUGUAGUGCUGGCUCCAUAGACGGAGGACUUCUAGCGACUCAGAGCCUGGGCCAUCAACGGGUAUCACAGCCUUCACAAAAACUACGAGUAGAGACACCAGGGACUGAACCUCACAGGAGAGAUGACAUUGCUGAUGUGCGAACUCCCUCCUCAGAACCCCUGCACAGCAUUGGUGUGCGGCUACACACUUCCUGGGGUUCUGUGGGCUCUGAUCCUCCUGAUGAGUGUGUGGUGUCUACACUGGAGCAGCAGCACACAGCCAACUGGAGCUCCAGAGGCACGCUGGGAUGCGUCUCACAGAGACGGUCCAGCACAGAUCAGCGGGACUCUGCAGGACGAGCGUCAGGCAGCACGGAGGCCAACUAUGGACAUCUAUAGUGCCAUGUCUGAGAGAUAAGCCAGACUACUCACUGCCCACGCGACUGAAAGCGAGGACGAGCGAGAGCAAGAGAGAUUCAUUGUUCACCCCUGCAACGUCCAAUGAGCUUCUCCCCCCGGUGUUACACGAGGCGAUUUUUACCUCAGAGACCAACACUGAACUGUGAAGCUAAUGUACAGACACACGUCUCCCGAUGGUGUUCAGCUUGCGGUUUGCUUCUUUGUCUAAUUUACGACAAAACGUCACAUGUCCUGCCCAUUUUGUGCCACAAAAUGUGCAUCACUUGGAAAAAAAACAAGAAAGAUGUUUUUGUUUUGCUCGUUUUUUGAAAUCCGAAAUGUAAAUCACACAAAAGGGAUGUGUAUUUCUGUAAAUAGAUUUUUUUUAAUUUGAUGUUGCUUUGCUAUGCAAACCAAAAUAUGAUUUUUUUUUUAUUUGUCUCUUAAUAGUCUUUCUAACGUUGUGAAUGGAUAAAAUGUGGUGUCACUUUUUUUUUUCCAUAAAUGAACCAACUGAUUUCUAAGUUAUUAUAGAUAAUUGUUUGAUUUGCACAUUCUUUAGUGAUAAGCACAAAAUCUUCAGCUCCUGCUGACAUGGAGAGAGAAAGAUAAUGCUACAGAUAUGCUAGCGAGUAUGUUUGUACGAGUCUGCACAGCAGGCUAAAACAGAGAUUUAGGACGGAAGCGUCCGCAGAUAGAGAUGUAUUAUUACUGAAUUGUUGCGAGGGGAUUUGUGCUCAACUGACGGAAGAGAAUCAUAGUCAAGCAUACGGGACUAAUAAAUGCCAGCUGAGCAGGCCUAAUGCAAUUGCCUGCCCCUAGUUAUUUGUGUCAGAUGUUGAGUGGACAGAAUGCUCUAUUGCAGUCUUUUGUGAAUGUUUUUUUUUUUCUUCUACAUAUCUCAACUAUUUACAGACACUCAUGCAUCCAGCUCACUGCAAGAUGUUUUAUAUAUAUAUAGAUAUAUAUCCAUAUAUAUUACCAAGCGACAAUAUGUGACUUUUCUCUGUUUUUUUUUGGGAUUGAAACAUUAAAUAUCCGGAUCCUAAAAAUGAUAAUGUCACACUGGAUCAUCCUCCGUGUGAGUGAAACCAUAAUGAAGGUAGCAGUUGACAGCUGCUUGUGCUCGACCCUUAGCAGGUGUGUUUAACCUGCGCAAAUGGAAGUGGGUUAAAACAGGUGGGCUGAAAUUUUGAUGAGGGGAAAAAUGCUAACAGAAAGGGAACAUUGCCCUUGAAAUUGCUCCCUUUUUUUGGCAGCAUUCCCAGGUCUGUCCUCAAUUAGCAUGGUUAUUACUAUUAUGCUGUUCAGAAAGCCAUUGUAAAAAAAAAAAAAUCAAUCGUUUGUCACAUAUGUUUAAGCUAGAGUGCUACUCUGUAAAUGAAACUGUUUUCAGUAAACGUUGGUGGUUCAAAAAUGGAAAUGUAUGCUCUGCUUAUGAGCUUCCAGUGCUGAGAAAAGCUGAGCCCAAGAGACAGUUCUCUCGUGUGUAUGGCAUUUCCCUGACAAUUUUUUAAAAAGCAUUUUAUUUAUUUAUUUAUUUUGUGAUGUGCAUUUACUCCACAUGUACAUAAUAUCUAACCUGCCAGAUUCGUUCUAGCCUCAGGAAGCCACAUGCACUUGAAAAGUGUGACGAUUUCUGAAUCCAACAAUGAAAUGAAAAUAAAAUCUGUAUGUGAA
This is a messenger RNA of Pangasianodon hypophthalmus (striped catfish), 9768 nucleotides long. Its product is annotated as roundabout homolog 2. The coding region runs from base 4435 to 8088 and encodes 1217 amino acids. Gene Ontology annotation, molecular function: protein binding. The record is from RefSeq and is a predicted model, not a curated record. Gene Ontology annotation, cellular component: neuron projection. NCBI's taxonomy places the organism in Eukaryota, Metazoa, Chordata, Actinopteri, Siluriformes, Pangasiidae. The transcript is spliced from 26 exons.